UGGAAUUGGAAUAAAAUUUCGAAUCAACCCCUAUAUAAAUGAAGGCCCUGCUCUGCUCCAACACAACUCGAGCAACCUUCACAUCCCCCUCUUUCCCCCUUCAUCUCUUCUUCCUCAUCUUUCACUCCACAAAGACAAAACCAGACCUUCUCUGUUUUCCUGUAGAGGGCGUAGAAGAGGAGGGAAAACGGCGCCGAGUGGUACAGAGAUGGCGGGAAAUGAGUGGAUUAAUGGCUACCUCGAGGCCAUACUGGACGCCGGACCCAAACAGCCUCUCCGGCUCCGUGACCGCAACUUCUCCUUCUCUGCCCUCAAACAGCUGGUGGUUCGCUCCGCCAGCAGCGGCGGUGGCGGCGUGGAAAGAUACAGCCCCACCAAAUACUUCGUCGAGGAGGUCGUCAGCCGGUUCGACGACGCCGACCUCCACAAGACCUGGACCAAGGUGGUGGCCACGAGGAAUAGCCAGGAGCGGAACAAUCGGCUGGAGAAUAUGUGCUGGAGGAUAUGGCAUCUGGCACGCAAAAAGAAGCAGAUACAGUGGGAGGAGGCGCAGCGGCUGUCGAAGAAACGGCGGGAGCGGGAGCAGGGGAGCAAGGACGCCGCGGCGGACAUCUCGGAGCUAUCGGAGGGGGAGAAGGUAGAGCCUCCCAAGGACAGCAUGCCUCGAAUCAACUCGGAGAUGAAGAUGUGGUCGGAGGAUGAUCAGGACGGGAAGAGCAAGCAUCUCUACAUCGUUUUGAUCAGCUUGCAUGGACUGAUACGUGGGGAGAACAUGGAAUUGGGAAGGGAUUCGGACACCGGAGGACAGGUGAAGUACGUGGUGGAAUUGGCACGAGCACUGGCGGCCACCAACGGCGUCUAUCGUGUGGACCUCCUGACUCGCCAGAUCUCCUCUCCUGACGUGGACUGGACCUACGGUGAGCCGGUCGAGAUGCUGACUCGUCUCUCUGACGUGGAUCGAUCCACCAACAAUGACGGCUGCGGAGCCUACAUAAUUCGCCUUCCGUGUGGACCCCGAGAAAGGUAUAUACCCAAGGAGUCGCUGUGGCCUCACAUUCCCGAGUUCGUGGAUCGGGCCUUGGCCCACAUAGCCAACGUGUCCCGAGUACUAGCCGACCAGGUGGCGGAGGUGGACGGCGGCGUCGGAGGCGGAAAGCCGAUUUGGCCGUACGUGAUACAUGGGCACUAUGCCGAUGCAGGGGAGGUGGCGGCCCGGUUGGCCGGUUUGCUCAACGUGCCAAUGGUGAUGACGGGCCAUUCGUUGGGCCGAAACAAGCUGGAGCAGCUCCUGAAGCAAGGGAGGCUCAGCCGGGAGGACAUCAAUUCCACUUACCGGAUCAUGAGGAGAAUCGAGGGCGAGGAGGUCGCGCUCGACGCGGCGGAGAUGGUCGUCACGAGCACCCGGCAGGAGAUCGAAGAGCAGUGGGGGUUGUACGAUGGAUUCGAUCUGAAACUGGAGAGGAAACUGAGGGUGAGGAGGAGGAGAGGCGUCGGUUGCCUUGGGCGUUACAUGCCGAGGAUGGUGGUGAUACCACCAGGGAUGGAUUUCAGCUACGUGAACACGCAGGAAUUGAUGGAAGGCGAUGGGGACCUCUCAUCUUUGAUCGGCUCUGACGGAGCUCCAAGCAGAAGGGAUCUGCCUCCGAUAUGGUCUGAGAUAAUGAGGUUCUUUACCAAUCCUCACAAGCCGAUGAUCCUUGCACUGUCUCGGCCGGACCCGAAGAAGAACGUGAUGACUCUGUUAAAGGCAUUCGGCGAGUGCAGCCGUCUCCGGGAGCUCGCUAAUUUGACACUGAUACUGGGCAACAGAGACGACAUCGAAGAGAUGUCCGGCAGCAGCGCAGCUGUUCUUACCACGGUGCUCAAGCUGAUCGACAGGUACGAUCUAUACGGUCUGGUGGCCUACCCCAAGCAUCACAAACAGUCUGAUGUCCCCCACAUCUAUCGCCUGGCAGCGAAGACCAAGGGAGUCUUCAUCAAUCCAGCUCUCGUAGAACCUUUUGGCCUUACUCUCAUAGAGGCAGCUGCUUAUGGUUUACCAGUGGUUGCAACCAAGAAUGGAGGACCUGUGGACAUUCUGAAGGUGCUCAACAACGGGGUUUUGGUGGAUCCGCACGACCAAAGCGCGAUAUCGGACGCGCUGCUGAAGCUGGUGGCCGACAAGUCGCUCUGGUUCGACUGCCGCCGCAAUGGCCUCAAGAACAUCCACCGCUUCUCGUGGCCGGAGCACUGCCGCUCCUACCUCUCCCACGUCGACCACUGCCGCGCCCUCAGCGGCCACCCGUCGUCCUCCCCCUGCCUCGACCUCCCUCCCACCGCCGCCGCCCUCGAGCCCAUGAGCGAAUCCCUCCGCGACGUCGGCGACGACCUCUCCCUCCGGUUCUCCCUCGACGCCCCCCUCGACCUCGCUAACCCUCCCACGGCCAACAGCGACAUGGGGCCUGCGGCCAUCCUCGAAGCCCUCCGCCGCCACCGCUGCAGCCCCCACGCCGCCGCAGUCAACGACCACGCCCCCGGCCGCAGGCAGCGCCUCGUCGUCGUCGCCGUCGAUUGCUACAGCGAGGACGGCCGUCCGGCCCUCUCCGACCUCAGGCGCGUCCUCGAUGCGGCCAUGGCCGUCGGCAGGGGGCGGGUCGGGUACGUGUUCGCCACGGGGUCCACCACCGCGGAGGCCGUGGAGGCGCUGAAGUGCUGCCACGUUGAUCCCGGCGAGUUCGACGCGCUCGUGUGUGGGAGCGGGAGCGACGUGUACUACCCGUGGCGGGAUCCGCCGGAGGACGUGGACUACGGCGAGCACGUGGAGUACAAGUGGCCGGCGGAGCACGUCAAGUCCGCUGUGCCGCGCCUUGCGCAGCUGGAUGAGGCUCCCGAAGGCGAUCUGACGGUCGACGAUGCGGCCUGCCGUCCCCAUUGCCUCGCGUACUCGGUCAAAGCCGUCGACAGAGUUCGCAAGAUCGACGCCAUUCGCCAAAGGCUUCGGAUGCGAGGCUUUCGUUGCAACUUGGUAUACACACGGGCAAGCACACGGCUCAACGUCGUCCCCCUUUUCGCGUCAAGGGCAUCCGCCUUGAGGUACCUAUCGAUACGAUGGGGCGUCGACCUCUCGAAGAUUAUGGUGCUCGUGGGAGCGAAAGGGGAUACCGAUCACGAGCAGCUCUUUCCGGGCAUGCACAGAACCCUAGUCGUUAAAGACGUGGUUGCUCAUGGCUCUGAGAAGCUUCUGCGCGACGAGGACAACUACGAGACAGAGGAUGUGGUGCCAACACAGAGUUCAGACGUCGUCUCUCAACCUGAAGAUCGUAUUGCCUCAGAAAUCACAAGUUUUAUGGAGAAAAAUUGAUCUUAUAUAGUAUAAAUAUUAUAUAAAUAUUAACCAAUUUACAAACUUCACCUUAACGGGCAAACACAAAUGUGAAUGGAGCUAUAGACGUAUAGAAUAAAGGGUUAAAUGCCCAUGUAAUUUUGGUUAUAAAUUAAAGUCUUUAUCAUAUUUAAAAUAA
This is a messenger RNA of Musa acuminata subsp. malaccensis (wild Malaysian banana), 3500 nucleotides long. Its product is annotated as sucrose-phosphate synthase 4. The record is from RefSeq and is a predicted model, not a curated record. Gene Ontology annotation, molecular function: sucrose-phosphate synthase activity. NCBI's taxonomy places the organism in Eukaryota, Viridiplantae, Streptophyta, Magnoliopsida, Zingiberales, Musaceae. Gene Ontology annotation, biological process: sucrose metabolic process.